Molecule: messenger RNA, 1476 nt
Organism: Xenopus tropicalis (tropical clawed frog)
Lineage: Eukaryota; Metazoa; Chordata; Amphibia; Anura; Pipidae
Gene: sdr39u1
Product: short chain dehydrogenase/reductase family 39U, member 1
Source: RefSeq, marked provisional
CGAUGCUACUUACUCUAUGGUGUUGUGGUUGUUUGUGGUUUGUGCAGCAUGAAGGUUCUUAUCGGAGGAGGCAGUGGGUUCAUUGGUCAGUCACUGUCAAAGCUACUAAACAGCAGAGGUCACAAAGUCACCAUUGUCUCCCGAAGGCCUGGAAAGGGAAGGAUUACAUGGGAAGAUGUCUCCAAAAUAGGGCUCCCACCAUGUGACGCAGCAGUGAAUCUUGCGGGGGAAAAUGUUCUGAACCCAUUAAAGCGGUGGACAGAGAAAUUUAAGCAGGAGGUUAUCUCCAGCAGAAUUGAGACAACCCGCACUCUGACCCAGGCCAUCAGCAAAUCUCCAAACCCCCCACAAUCCUGGAUUUUAGUUACUGGAGUGGGAUAUUACCCACCAAGUCAAACACAUCAGUACUCUGAAGAGAGUCCUGGGGGAGAUGCAGAUUUCCUCUCACGUCUAGUGAGAGAUUGGGAGCAAGUAGCAGAACUGUCCCCCUCAAAUAGCAAAUCCAGUACACAGCUGGUGCGGGUGCGCUCAGGUGUUGUAUUAGGACGAGAUGGGGGUGCGCUGCCUUCCAUGCUGUGGCCAUUUCGCUUGUGUCUGGGGGGCCCUAUUGGAUCUGGAAAUCAGCCAUUUCCUUGGAUUCACAUUGAAGACUUAUGCCGACUUCUGUGUCAGUGUAUUGAGCAAGGGGGAUGCAGUGAGGCUAUCCUAAAUGCAGUGUCACCCUCCUCUGUUAAAGACACUAAUAGUAACUUUACACAAGCUCUAAGCAGGGCCCUGGGGCGCCCAGCAAUCCUGCCUGUACCAGCCCUAGCUGUUAAGGCUCUUUUUGGGGAGGACAGAGCACCAAUGUUACUUGAGGGACAGAGAGUUGCCCCACAAAGGACACUGCAGAGUGGAUUCACCUUUCUGUAUCCAGACCUUAACUCUGCCCUUGCUGACCUUUUGAGAUGAAGUACUAUGCACUUCCUACCAUCAUCAUUAUGGCAUAAAUGUGCUCUAUGCUGCUUUGUAAAUGGAUUGUAUUAGUAAAGACCGAAAUAGACAAUUAUAACAAAUACAUUAUGAAUUCAGCUGAUGCUUUGCUGUCUUUUCUCUACAAUAUCCAGAUCCCCUAUAGGAGUUGUGCAACAGCUGCAGUACUGCAAUUUUUGUCCAACUAGGCAUGAUAUUUUGCACAUGGGGGGUGAUACCUAAGGUAGAGUUAGUUGGUAUAAGUGGUGGUGUGCAGAUAUGAAAAUUGGUAUCUAAUGUGCAAUAGCCAUAAUUGUAUUAGUCUUUUACACACAGUAAUGUUUUAAAGUAAUACUGCCACUAAAAACUACUCUUCGAAAUAUUAAUAUACAUGAAAAAUUACCUAUAGGUCAUGUUGAUCAUUUUUAACUGAUAGGGCUACUUUUAUAAGUACCGUAUAUACUCGAGUAUAAGCCGAUCCGAAUAUAAGCCGAGGUACCUAGUUUUACCCAAGAAAACUGGAAA